Messenger RNA from Odocoileus virginianus texanus, 2178 nucleotides. RefSeq names its product retinoid X receptor gamma (gene RXRG). The record is from RefSeq and is a predicted model, not a curated record. Gene Ontology annotation, biological process: retinoic acid receptor signaling pathway; cell differentiation; response to retinoic acid. Gene Ontology annotation, molecular function: zinc ion binding; retinoic acid-responsive element binding; nuclear receptor activity. Gene Ontology annotation, cellular component: nucleus. Lineage: Eukaryota; Metazoa; Chordata; Mammalia; Artiodactyla; Cervidae.
ACCUACUCUGGGUCAGUCACACAUCGAUUGGCUUCCUAGAUAACAGAUCGUGCCACCGCUGGGGACCUCUGGGGACCAGCCGGGAGCUGAAAGAGUCGCACGCAGCAGCCCUGCCCCGACUUAAUCAAACUAGCAACAGGAUCUGCCUCCCGCGGCAGCGCGGCGGUGGCAGGGUGGCAGCGGCGGCGGCGGCAUUAUGCGUGAUUACUGACAGGCACCAGCUGCUGCCGCCACCGCCGGCUCGACGCACGAUGUGGACGCUCAGAUCGAGAGGCAGAUUCCUGACUAAUCCCAGAGGGCUGGCCCAGCCCGAGCCCGGGCUGCUAGGAAGCGAUGACCACUCUUGUUAGCCCAAGUUGAAGGGAGCCCGGCUGCGCUUGGGAGCAGGCAGAGGCCGAGCCACUGAGCAGACGCGCCCGGAGGACUAUGAACUGAAGAGUCAACAUGUAUGGAAAUUAUUCUCACUUCAUGAAGUUUCCCACAGGCUUUGGAGGUUCUCCCGGCCAUACUGGCUCCACGUCCAUGAGUCCAUCGGCGGCCUUGUCCACAGGGAAGCCCGUGGACAGCCGCCCCAGCUACACCGACACCCCAGUGAGUGCCCCGCGAACUCUGGGUGCAGUGGGGGCCCCCCUCAAUGCCCUGGGCUCUCCAUAUCGCGUCAUCACUUCUGCCAUGGGCCCACCCUCGGGGGCACUGGCAGCCCCUCCAGGAAUCAAUCUGGUGGCCCCGCCUAGCUCUCAGCUAAAUGUGGUCAACAGUGUCAGCAUUUCAGAGGACAUCAAGCCCUUACCAGGGCUUCCUGGCAUUGGAAACAUGAACUACCCAUCCACCAGCCCAGGAUCUCUGGUUAAACACAUCUGCGCCAUCUGUGGGGACAGAUCCUCAGGAAAGCACUAUGGUGUGUACAGUUGUGAAGGCUGCAAAGGCUUCUUCAAGAGAACCAUAAGGAAAGACCUCAUCUACACGUGCCGGGAUAACAAGGACUGCCUCAUCGACAAGCGUCAGCGCAACCGCUGUCAGUACUGCCGCUAUCAGAAGUGCCUGGUCAUGGGCAUGAAGAGGGAAGCUGUGCAGGAAGAAAGGCAGAGAAGCCGGGAGCGGGCUGAGAGUGAGGCAGAGUGUGCCAGCAGUGGCCACGAAGACAUGCCCGUGGAGAGGAUUCUGGAGGCUGAGCUUGCUGUCGAACCAAAGACAGAAUCCUAUGGUGACAUGAACACGGAAAAUUCGACUAACGACCCUGUCACCAAUAUAUGCCAUGCUGCCGAUAAGCAGCUUUUUACUCUCGUUGAAUGGGCCAAGCGUAUACCCCACUUCUCUGACCUCACCUUGGAGGACCAAGUCAUUCUGCUCCGGGCAGGGUGGAACGAGCUGCUGAUCGCCUCCUUCUCCCACCGCUCCGUCUCUGUGCAGGACGGCAUCCUCCUGGCCACGGGACUGCACGUCCACCGAAGCAGCGCCCACAGUGCUGGAGUUGGCUCCAUCUUCGACAGAGUUCUGACUGAGCUGGUCUCCAAAAUGAAGGACAUGCAGAUGGAUAAGUCAGAGCUGGGGUGCCUGCGAGCCAUCGUGCUGUUUAACCCAGAUGCCAAGGGUCUCUCCAACCCGUCCGAGGUAGAGACUCUGCGAGAGAAGGUCUAUGCCACCCUCGAGGCCUACACCAAGCAAAAGUAUCCAGAACAACCAGGCAGGUUUGCCAAGCUGCUGCUGCGUCUCCCAGCCCUGCGUUCUAUCGGCUUGAAGUGCCUGGAGCACCUCUUCUUCUUCAAGCUCAUCGGGGACACACCCAUUGACACCUUCCUCAUGGAGAUGUUGGAGACCCCACUGCAGAUCACCUGAGCCCCACCAGCCACCAGCCUCCCUGCACAGGACUAGCCCGGGCAGAUGUGUGUGGACCCCCACCCUGCACAUGUUCCUCCACCUCCCGCCCUGACCCCUACCCAUUCCCCAGACGUGAUGCUUAUAAUAAAGAAACCUUUCUACACAUGUGACUUUUAUAGGUGAAGUUUUGUAUAGAUGUUAAAUGUAACCCUUCUUUGCUAUCUAAGGGGAUGGGGUUCUUUCUGGAAGUUAUUGGGAAAACUAACCAAGCCUCUGUACAUAUAAUUGGUUUAAAUUAUUUUUUCACUUGCCUUGGAAAGCCAAUGAAUGAAUAAUAAAGUAACAUAUGUGAUAUUGGCA